AUGAAUCGCCUCAACGUCAACGAGGCAACUCGCGAGGAACUUCUGGAGGUCGUCAAGCAGCUGCGACAGCAGCUGCGGCAACACCAGACGAGCUCCGAACGCGCCAAGGAACUCAAAAGACAGGUGGACCAGUUGAAGCAGGAGCUUUGUGAGAAAGAGAGUGCGGUGCGGGCGUUGGGGCAGCAGAAUGUCAUGUUGUCUGAGAAGUCUGCGGCGGAUGAAGAGACCAUCGGCGUUUUGAUCAAGCAGCUUGAGGACAUGAAUGUGGGGAUGACCGACACGACGGGCAGCGACGGCGUCGUGGAGGCGCGUGCGGUCCCUGCAAAGGCGGCUGCCGCCAGGGUUGGCCAGGCGUCGGUAAAGGGAUCAGACGGCACCAGUUUGGCGGGGAGUGCUGGGGGAGAGUUCUCGACGCCCCCCAAUGCUGCGGCAAUCAUCGCGCAGCAAAACGAGGAAAUGGCGAAGCUUGAGAUGAAGGUGCGUGAGCUCACGGAGGUCAACACAUUCUACACGGCAAUUGUCUCGCACCAUGACGAAGAAGAACGGCUUCGGGCGGCACAGAAAGACAUGUUUGUCGCGACAAAGCUGAAUGCGGCAGCAUCUGCCGAUAUCACCCCCUUCCAUGACCGUAUUGUUGCCCUGGAAAAUGAGCGAGAUAGCUUGCAGCGAGUAGUGCGACAACAAAAUCAGGAGAAGCAGGCCCUCAUGAGCGAGCUCCAAGAGCAUUGUGAGGAGCUUUCACGUUUAGAGCUGGAUCUGGUGGCUGCAGAACGCUGGAAAGUGUCCGCGGAAGCAUCCUCUGAAACAGUAGCAAGCAUUCCCCCUGUCUACACCUUUUCUUCGCUGCCAGAUGAGGAAUUUCCGUCCUUGCGAACAUCGGGGCAGUUAGCGGAGUCGAUGCAGUAUAAAGGUAGGCAUGGUGGAUCCGUGCCUAGCCCCGCCACGAGGCCCAGAAGCACCGGCUCCUCAGCGGACACGCAUGCGCCCGCACGCGGCCUUGCAGGCAGCAGAGGCCUGCCCCCGCCGGAUGCGCUUCCUGAGAUUCGCCUGCGGAACCCGUCCAAACAGGAGAAGUUGCUUUUGGAACGGGUUGAAUUGUACUGGAAAUGCAUCGAGGAAAUGCAAGAAUUUGAAGUGGACCGUCAGCGAGGGUUUGACAGAAUUGAGCACGCGCGCGCGGAGCUUUUCACUGAGAUGAACACAAAACUUGAGGAGCAGCGUCGAGAGAUUCAGCGGCUAAACAAACGACUCGCCGCUUCUGCUGGCACGUGCGGAGGCGAAGAUGAGCGGCGGACGACGGAGCCCCGCUCGGUGCGGGAUGCACUUACUUCACCCAUAGUGUUUUCCGGGUACGAGGGUGAACAUGCAAAGAUGCCAUCCUUUAACGCCCGCCCCGAGGCUUCUACUGGAGUGGGUGGGGCGUUGUCGGAGGAGGGGGGUGAUGACGGAAUCAAUGCUGGAUGGAAAGCGCCGGGUGGCGAUUACGGCGUUACCGUGGCUGAUGCGAGUAUGGGUGAAAGGGCAAUGCUGGAAUGUUUAGGGUCCGCCGGUGUCUUGGCAAAGGCGCCUGCACUAAAAAAAAAUGAGGCGGAGAUGGAAGCGGAGGAGACGGACACCGAGUUUGGUGGAGACGAAAGGAUUGUGUGCAAAGCGGGCGGCCCCGCCGAGGCGGAGACGAGGCAGUGGCGGGAGAUGCGCGAUUCACCUCUACCCAAAGUUGAUUGGGAGCGGCAGCUGCUGGCCAAGGAGGAAGGCAUUGGCAGAUUGGGCAUCCUUCGUGAAGAGGGAGACGCGGCGGUCCACAUGCUGCUGCUGAGUCGGGCGGCCAUUGCGGCGGCGGCGACAGCAGGGUUCACUGCACACGACAAAGGAUCUCCAGACGGCGUGGAGGCGCUUCAAACCGCGCUUGAUAAGAUGCGGGGGUUGGUUUCCUCCCUUGAAGGACGGGAACAAGAACUUUUGGCUGAGGUUGCACGAUUGCAGAAAGAGAUGACGCCUGUGCUGCAGGUAGCGGGUUACAAAAAUAACCCGACAGCAACGCAGAAGACGAUUCCCUCUUCUCCAUCAUCCUCCUCGCUCGCUGCCGCUUGCGUCAGCGAGCCCUGGGAACCCCUGCGAUGCGUAUGCCGAGCGUACGCUGAGGUGGUGGAUGCACAGAUCGCACUUUUGCGCACAGCCUCUGCCUCCGCCGUUGCACCCUCAAUUCCAGGCGAGGGCUUUGCUGAUAUCGGCAACACGCUGGACGCGCUUCUGGCGAAGGCCGGUCGCGUCGCCAACGGCAUCCGCGACGAGGAGCGAGGCGGCGCUGGCGCUUCCUUUGGAGUUGCUGCUGAGGAAGGCUCCGAGAAGGCGCCCGAGAGGGACACGCCGUUGCCCAAGACAGCGCCGCAAUUACCAUCUUCGGAAGGAGCGGGUGAUGCCACAGCUGGCAGCCAGCACCCACGCCACGAAACCCCCCCGAGCCAAGCAGCUGGACCAGAGACCACGAGAAGCGGGCAUUCGCCCAACAAACAUCACACCGCAUUUUCGCUUCCACUGGCGGAAAACGGCGAAAGGGACACACAGGCCCCAAGCGCCGCCUGCACAACGGCGCCACCGCGGCGGGAAUCACCCGGCGCCCUCUCUGCAAAAGAAUAUUCGCACACAACCGCCAAUGCCGCAGCGACCGGCAGCCCGCCGCCGCCCGCCGGCCCACAGCCCACCGAACGGUUCGUGCCGGAUCCGUUGGAUUACUUCAUGACCUCCCGAGGGGUGGGGGAAACGACGUGGCGCAGCGCUAAUGUUCAGGGCGGCGCGCCUGGAGCGAGGAACUUUCUCGACAUAUUGGGCGCCCCCCCCGCCUCCGCGCCCCACCCCAUGCAGGGGGGAGACGACAACACCUUUGUUGCAGAAUUUGAUCCGUUUGCAUGA
This is a messenger RNA of Trypanosoma rangeli, 2910 nucleotides long. RefSeq lists its product as uncharacterized. NCBI's taxonomy places the organism in Eukaryota, Euglenozoa, Kinetoplastea, Trypanosomatida, Trypanosomatidae. The transcript has a single exon. The record is from RefSeq and is a predicted model, not a curated record. Bases 1 to 2910 code for a protein of 969 amino acids.